This is a messenger RNA of Vespa mandarinia (Asian giant hornet), 3952 nucleotides long. RefSeq names its product Calcium/calmodulin-dependent protein kinase II (gene CaMKII). The record is from RefSeq and is a predicted model, not a curated record. Gene Ontology annotation, molecular function: calmodulin binding; calcium/calmodulin-dependent protein kinase activity; ATP binding. Gene Ontology annotation, biological process: protein phosphorylation. NCBI's taxonomy places the organism in Eukaryota, Metazoa, Arthropoda, Insecta, Hymenoptera, Vespidae.
AUUUAUCAUUAUACGCAUAAACAUAUUUUAUCUUUGUUAUUUAAAUUACUUAUGGAGUUUGUAAUCACUCAUCCUUGAUUUAAAAUCGUUAGAAUCGUUCAAACUUGCGAAUAAAAACUUGCAUGCUAUGAGAAAUUAAAAUGAAACAUGCGUUUGCUAAUAUUUCGUGAAAGGGACUGCUAAAGGAUGUUUGUUACUUCUAAUGCGAACCGUUUGAUUACACGCACACAUACACACACACACACACACACACACACACACACAUACACACCUAUACAGGAUUAACGCGCUCGGCAUGGCUGCCCCAGCCGCCUGCACGCGGUUUAGUGACAACUAUGAUCUCAAGGAGGAACUCGGCAAAGGCGCCUUCUCCGUGGUACGCCGAUGCGUCCAAAAGAGUUCCGGUCUCGAGUUUGCGGCGAAAAUCAUAAAUACGAAGAAACUCUCGGCCAGAGAUUUCCAGAAACUCGAGCGCGAAGCACGGAUAUGUAGGAAAUUGCAGCAUCCAAAUAUCGUGAGACUACACGAUAGCAUACAAGAGGAGAACUAUCACUAUCUUGUCUUUGACUUAGUCACCGGCGGAGAGCUUUUCGAGGACAUCGUUGCGAGAGAAUUUUACAGCGAGGCGGAUGCCUCCCAUUGUAUUCAACAAAUCUUGGAAAGCGUCCACCACUGCCACUAUAACGGAGUUGUGCAUAGGGACUUGAAACCAGAAAAUUUACUUCUCGCAAGUAAAGCAAAAGGUGCGGCUGUGAAAUUAGCAGAUUUUGGAUUGGCGAUCGAGGUGUCCGGUGAAUCGCAAGCAUGGUUUGGUUUCGCUGGAACGCCCGGUUACCUCAGUCCGGAAGUUUUGAAGAAAGAGCCUUAUGGGAAACCUGUCGACAUUUGGGCAUGCGGCGUCAUUCUUUACAUCCUUCUCGUUGGUUACCCGCCAUUUUGGGACGACGAUCAGCACCGACUGUACGCUCAAAUAAAGGCAGGCUCCUACGAUUAUCCAAGCCCAGAAUGGGACACCGUCACGCCAGAAGCAAAGAAUCUUAUCAAUCAGAUGUUAACGGUAAAUCCAAGCAAAAGGAUUACCGCGAACGAGGCAUUGAAGCAUCCAUGGAUCUGCCAACGUGAGCGUGUUGCAUCGGUGGUGCAUAGGCAAGAGACUGUGGAUUGCUUGAAAAAAUUCAAUGCAAGACGCAAAUUAAAGGGCGCUAUUUUGACGACGAUGUUGGCGACGCGGAACUUUUCCAGUAAGUAUGAUGCACAGGGUCGAAGCAUCAUCACGAAGAAGGGCGAUGGUUCUCAGGUGAAGGAAUCCACCGAUAGCAGCACAACGAUCGAGGAUGACGAUGUCAAAGAGGAUAAGAAGGGCGGCGUCGACCGGAGCAGCACGGUCAUUGCCAAAGAACCCGAAGGAUCGGGUUCCGGGGGUGGUGUAACACCGAGCAAUCCAGGAGGUGCUCUUUUCUCCUUGGUAGAUAGCACUACGUGCGGUCUCCUCAACAAGCAACCUACUACCAGUCAGGGCCAAGCACAGGCACAAAUUCUAAAUCAGAGCCAAGUUGGUUCGAGUCAAGUGACUGGUCAAGCGACGAGUCAGCCGACGGGUCAGGCUCAAGUACAGCCAACGGCCAGUCCCCUCGGAUUAGCCGCUGUACUCCUUCAGGGAGCGCAAGCUGGCAGCACAGGAAGCGUGGGCAGCGGUUCGAGCAAUUCGAGCGGCAACAGCCAGAACAGUCAAACCGGGGCGUCGCCCUCCUCAACAGCCACGGUUUACCUCAGCAACGCCAACAACGCGCCGACGGGGGUGCCGUCGCGACGCCAUGACUCCUCGGCCACCGAACGAGACGUUCGGCGAGCGGCCGUCUGUGGUGGUGGCCCAGCGCUGAACGCGCAUCAUCCCAUUACGAAUUGCGAUGGCGAGCGCGACGACGCGCGUCGUCAAGAGAUCAUCAAAAUGACGGAACAAUUGAUAGAGAGUAUCAGUACCGGUGACUUCGAGGCUUACACGAAAAUCUGUGAUCCACACUUGACCGCAUUUGAACCAGAGGCUCUAGGUAAUUUAGUCGAGGGAAUGGAUUUCCACAAAUUUUACUUUGAUAAUGCGGUCCUCGGCAAAAACUGCAAGGCCGUCAACACGACGAUCCUGAAUCCACACGUACACUUGCUCGGUGAGGAUGCUGCGUGUAUCGCUUAUGUCAGGCUGACACAAUAUAUGGACAAGCAAGGGGUAGCACACACUCACCAAAGCGAAGAGAGCCGCGUCUGGCACAAGAGGGAUAACAAGUGGCAGAACGUGCAUUUCCAUCGGAGCGCGGUGACGGGGCCAACGUCGUUCUCCUUCAGCCACAAAUAAACCGUCUGAAUAUUAUAUUAGCAUCAUGCCGGAAUGCUGUUGUUCGUCGCUCCGCAACAUACCAACAACGCAACGUCGCAUCAUCCGGAUUAGAAAGAAGCACGAGAGAAGAAAAGAGACAUAUAUAUAUAUAUAUGUAUAUGCACAAACUAUAUACAUAUAUAUAAAUAUAUUUAAGGAGAGAGAGAGAGAGAGAGAGAGAGAGCGAGAGAGAAUAUCAGAGCGCGUUUAUGAGCGGCCAGAGACACGGACAUAGCGCGAUGAUGGAAUGGUUUCAAAAAGAAAAAGAAAAAAAAAACGAAAAGAAAUAAAAUAUAAAAGGGGAGGAAAUGCCGAGAGAAAAAAUCAGCAGGAUAUAAUUAGCGAGAAAUCAGUCAGUUAGUACUAAGCGCGAUAAAAAAAAAAAGAAAAAAAAGAAAAAAGCAUAACAAGAAAGAGUAAAUAAAAACAAAUAAUAAAAUGUCUAAUUUUAUUGUAAGGAAUUCCGCGUGCAUUGCGUCACGUGCCUCAGUCUGAAGAAAACGAACGGAAGAAGAAAUAUAAUAAUAGUCGCUGAAGGUCUCGUCGGAUAAUAACGGAAGCAUCCGAUAAUCCUAUAGGGAAAAUUCCUCAUCGUAUGUUCAAGAAUAACAACAAGAUCCCUACAUAUCUAUCGUCUUCCUUCGCGCUUUCCUCCUGAUGAAUUUUCUUCACCUCUAAAAUGGACAAGCAAUGAAGGAUCAAGAACGUUCGUUCAAUUUUAUCGGUGAAAAAUUUCCAAAGUCUAAUUAAGAGGUAAUUCCGUUAGAAUGUCAGCUAUAAGUCGGACAUUCCUCAUGAUGCAAUGCGAGUCUAAUAAUGUAAUCCGGAAAUAUGAUAUAAGGAAUAAAAAGAAAAAGGAAAGAAAAAAAAAAUGAGAGAGGAAAAAAAUGGAUAGAAAAAAGAAACGAUGUUGCGCGUGAAAUAAGUUAAAAAAAAUGAAAAAAAAAAAAAAAAAAAGAAAGAAAGGAAGAAAAGAAAGAAUGAAGAAAAAAAAAAGAAAAAUAAAGAAGGAAAGAAAGGACAGACGAAGCAGAGACCUUUUGCGGCCGCGGAAUUCGCCGCCGUGUACUAAUUUAGCCAUUGUUAGCCAUUGUACAGAGUAUUUCUUCCAUGUCCAAGCUUUUUCUUCUUCUUUUCCUUAUCGUCUCUUAUAGAUCAACGAACGCGUGCCUCCUCCGUUUCCGAUGCCUUGCAGAUCGAUCUUUCAAAAAAUAUGCUGAACUUUUAUCUUCGCCGAACGCCGAAACGAACGUUCUUACAAACAAUUUUCGAAAUAUCAUGGUGAUACGAGUUCUUCUUCGAGAAGAUCAAAUUACAGUCCGAAUACAUUUAAUAAAUCUGAUACGAAUCGUCUUCCUUAGAAUCACUCGUUGAAAGCGUUUUAAAUGCGAAGAUAUAAAUUAUUUUUUAAAAGAAAAUUCAUCUGCAUCGUGUUACAUAUUCUCUCGAGGGGCACGCGUACCAAUCAAAUAUGAAAGUUUAAAUUAAUAUUGUUAUCUUACCGACGCGAGAAAGCACUUGGCGAUCAAUUUUAAAUGAAACAGAAAAAAAAGACAAAAGAAAAAGAAAAGAAAUGAAAAAAAA